This is a messenger RNA of Camellia sinensis, 1122 nucleotides long. NCBI's taxonomy places the organism in Eukaryota, Viridiplantae, Streptophyta, Magnoliopsida, Ericales, Theaceae. The record is from RefSeq and is a predicted model, not a curated record.
AUGUUAACGAGUGAGAUCAAAAGUACGAUUGUGGCAAGAAUCAAAGAAGCGAAAUAUUUUUCAAUUAUUCUUGAUUGUACUCCAGAUGUUAGUCAUGAAGAACCAAUGUCUCUUGUGAUAAGAUGUGUAAAUGUUUCAACUAGUCCGAUAAAGGUAGAAGAAUUCUUUUUAGAAUUUUUGAAAGUGGAUGAUACAUCGGGGUUGGGACUUUUUAAUGUACUUAGAGAGGCAUUGCACACACUCCAGCUUGAUAUUGGUGAUAGAAGAGGGCAAGGAUAUGAUAAUGGCUCUAACAUGAAAGGAAGACACAAAGGUGUACAAAAAAGAAUACUUGAAAUAAAUCCAAGAGCAUUCUACACGCCAUGUGGGUGUCAUAGUCUUAAUCUUGCCCUUUGUGAUAUGGCUACCUCUUGUUUCAAAGCUAUCUAUUUCUUUAGAGUGGUACAACGCAUAUGUGUGUUGUUUUCAUUUUCUACAAAAAGGUGGAAAAUUUUCAAAGACAAUAUGGAAGGUCUCAUACUUAAGCCAUUAUCACAAACUCGUUGGAAAAGUCGCAUUGAAAGUGUUGCAAUUGAAAUGGAGAUUGAGCCUACAUUUCGUGAAAGGCGUGUCAUUCGUAGAAAGAAACAUUUUGAUAAGAAUGUUAGUGAAGAGGUUGCACAAUUAGCUGAAGAAUCCUUUAGAAAGUUAAAUUCUACUAAUGAUGAGUGCGUGAAGACUUAUUGUGCUAAUCUUGAAGACUUUUUGAAACAUGAUGGGCUUAUGGAUGUUGAUGAGAGAGAUUUAUUUUGUAAGUUGAAAAUCUUCAAAGAAAUUUUGCCAAAAGAAAUCAAUAGGCCAAUUGAGGUGAUGAAUUAUUUGAAAUUGAUGGAUGGUUGUUUUCCAAAUGCCUGGAUUGCGUAUAGAAUAUUAUUGACUAUUCCAGUUACCGUUGCCUCUGGAGAAAGAAGUUUUUCAAAGUUAAAAUUGAUCAAAUCCUACCUUCGAUCAACAAUGUCACAAGAAAGAUUGAAUGGAUUAGCUAUAUUGUCUAUUGAAAAGGAUUUGGUAGAUAAAUUAGAUUAUACAAACUUAAUUAGUGAUUUUGCAACUAAAAAUGCAAGAAGAGUAGUAUUUAAGUGA